Messenger RNA from Cavia porcellus (domestic guinea pig), 1653 nucleotides. RefSeq names its product retina and anterior neural fold homeobox (gene Rax). Lineage: Eukaryota; Metazoa; Chordata; Mammalia; Rodentia; Caviidae. The transcript is spliced from 4 exons. Bases 457 to 1509 code for a protein of 350 amino acids. Gene Ontology annotation, molecular function: RNA polymerase II cis-regulatory region sequence-specific DNA binding; DNA-binding transcription factor activity, RNA polymerase II-specific. The record is from RefSeq and is a predicted model, not a curated record. Gene Ontology annotation, biological process: positive regulation of transcription by RNA polymerase II.
CGGGAAGGUCUUCCUCAGCUUUGGGUCAUCUCCUUGGCUUGGGGAAAUGUUGGGGGAGGGGGCAGGAGACGUCCUCCACUCCAGCGAAGGACCCUGUCCUUCCUGCAAGGCAGUCCGCGGGAGGCAGAGCCUGAGUCCUGCAGCGUGUGGGACCCCCAGCACUUGAGUGCACUUAGAACCCAGGGCACAGAUGGCCCCACCGCCUCCUGGGGAUCGCGCUGCACUGAAGGAAGCUGCCUGCGCGCAAGUCCCAGGGGACCAAGUGGCGUGGGCCGAGCGCUCGCUCACCCCCAGCGCGCGCAGCCUGGUCGGGUGGCCCGCGGAGCUUGACCUUGGGGAAAACCGGUCGUCUGGUUGCGCAGUUUCAAGAAGUCCGACUACCUUGACGUACACUUGGAAAGAGCCGGCUUCGAGCCUCUUCUAGCGCCAAAGCGCCCGCCCACCCUGGCGAUCCCCAUGCACCUGCCGGGCUGCGCGCCUGCCAUGACCGAGGGCAGCUUCUCGCUCGCUGGCCACUUGCUCCGCAGCCCGGGUGGCAGCACCUCGCGGCUGCACAGCAUCGAGGCCAUCCUGGGGUUUACGAAGGACGAUGGGAUCCUCGGCACCUUCCCGGUGGAGCGGGGCGCCAGGGGCGCAAAGGAGAGGGAGAGAAGGCUGGGUGCGCGGCCCGCCUGCCCCAAAGCCCCCGGGGGAGGCGAGGAGCCCUCGCCCCCGACAGCCCCAGCGUCCGCCCCGGAGUACGAAGUCUCUCGCCCCUAUUGCCCCAAGGACCCCGGAGAGGCACGUCCGAGCCCAGGGCUCCCUGUCGGGCCAGCUGCGGGAGACGCUAAGCUGUCGGAGGAGGAGCAGCCCAAAAAGAAACACCGGAGGAACCGCACGACUUUCACCACCUACCAACUGCACGAGCUGGAGCGCGCGUUCGAGAAGUCUCACUACCCCGAUGUAUACAGCCGCGAGGAACUGGCGGGCAAAGUCAACCUACCCGAGGUCCGCGUGCAGGUGUGGUUCCAGAACCGACGGGCCAAGUGGCGGCGCCAAGAGAAACUGGAGGUGUCGUCCAUGAAGCUGCAGGACUCGCCCCUCCUCUCCUUCAGCCGCUCCCCGCCCUCCGCGGCGCUGGCGCCCCUGGGCGCGGGCCCGGGCGGCGGCGGCGGGCCUCCGGGGGGCGCCCUGCCGCUGGAGUCGUGGCUCGGGCCGCCGCUGCCCGGAGGGGGCGCCACGGCGCUGCAGAGCCUGCCGGGCUUCGGGCCGCCGGCGCAGAGCCUGCCCGCCAGCUACACCCCGCCGCCCCCGCCGCCGCCGCCGCCGCCGCCCUUCCUGAGCUCCCCGCCGCUGGGCCCCGGCCUGCAGCCGCUCGGGCCCCCGCCGCCCGCCUACCCGUGCGGCCCCGGCUUCGGGGACAAGUUCCCGCUGGACGAGGCGGACCCGCGCAACAGCAGCAUCGCCGCGCUGCGCCUGAAAGCCAAGGAGCACAUCCAGGCCAUCGGGAAGCCGUGGCCGGCGCUCUAGGGCCCCGGGAGCGUGCAGGGCGGGAGGCGACCCGAGCAGCCGCGCGCACCGUGCGCCCCGCUCUCCCCGGACCUCGCCCUCGGUGCUCUCCGCGCCCCGCCCGCGCAUCAGGACUCGGCUGCUCCCGCCCGACUCAAGGGACAA